UCAUGAGGACGGGAGCCUAGGAAGACAUCUCCUGAAACAGAAAGAAGAUAGAAAACAACGAAGACAGGUGCAGCUAGAAAGAGGCGAUAUGAAGAUACAACUGUGGAUUGUCGUAUAUACACUGAUGCAUAUCAAGAAAGGAGAUUGCGAGUGUAUUGACAAACUGAUUAACGGAACGAAUGACGAUUCCCUUACAGCGUCUUCUUUUUACGGUGGCGGCUGCUCACCCCGAUUUGUCAGGAUCAACACUAAUGACAUAAACAAGGCUUGGUGUCCUGCCACGAAAUCAAAGUCAGAAUACCUGCAGGUUGAAUUCCAACACAAGUCUGCUGUGACGGCCCUCGUGUUCCACGGCAGGAUAAAUCAAUAUUUAACAUCCCUCACAAUGAAAACAAGUCAGGACGGAAUCAGUUGGAGUGACGUCACCGACAAUCUAGGAAAUAAAAAGAUUUACCAAGCAGCCAAUGACUGGACGACACUAGUGACUCGUGUUGUGAACGAAAACAUCCUGGCCAAAUUUAUUCGCAUCCAUCCGGAAUCGUGGUUCAGCUAUCCUUCCUUUCAACUUGAGAUUCUUGGAUGUCCAAAAUUUUUUGGUAGAGCGUGUUGGAUUAGGAAACUUGGUAUUCCGGACAAAGUGCUUCCUGUGAUACACCAAACAACGGCUCCUAACAACAUACAGUGUGGGAAAGUGUGUUACAAGUACCAGUCCUGUGGAAGUUUCAUGUUCGAUACCGAUACUACAGAAUGCCACCUAUACAGUAUCGAAACAUUCAACAUGACAGCACAUGUGUCGACGCUGAGCCGAAAAGUAUAUUUUGUGAGAGAAUUUGACUGCAUUCCUUGACUUGACUUGUGGAGUUUUGAUUACUGUGUAACAUUGAUAGUGAUAUUCAAUGGGGUUACGGAUCCAGCACUGUUUGUUCAUGUGUGUAACGUAUACAUGCUUGUGUGCAUCUGUACUGGAGGCAUGGUAUGUUGAUUAAUGUGCCUCCUUGCGAUAGGGCGCUUACAUGCCAACUUUAGAGUGCUACUUUAUUAGAAAUAAGCUGUAAAAAUGUCAGCAUGAGAUUAGGUAACUGCGAAAACUAAU
This is a messenger RNA of Mizuhopecten yessoensis (Yesso scallop), 1093 nucleotides long. Its product is annotated as neuropilin-2-like. The coding region runs from base 89 to 847 and encodes 252 amino acids. The record is from RefSeq and is a predicted model, not a curated record. NCBI's taxonomy places the organism in Eukaryota, Metazoa, Mollusca, Bivalvia, Pectinida, Pectinidae. The transcript is spliced from 6 exons.